UGGAAGACUAAAAAAAGAAAAAGGAAAGCAGAAAUUGACUUGUGAUUCAGAACAGUGAAGCUCUGAACCUAACAUUUCCGAAGCUCGAAGGUGGAUUGUGAAUCGAUUCAGAACCGAGGAUUUGGUGGAAAAGAUGACGAAUGAUAGGAAAAUUGGGGUGGCGUUGGACUUCUCUAAGGGGAGCAAGAUCGCUCUCAAAUGGGCAAUUGAUAAUCUUCUCCGCAACGGUGACACCCUCUUCGUCAUUCACAUCAAGCCUUCAAAAGGAAGUGAAUCCAGAAAUCUUCUCUGGUCCACAACUGGUUCACCUUUGAUCCCGUUGUCUGAGUUUCGUGAGAAGGAGGUGAUGCACAAUUAUGAGGUGGACACCGAUGCUGAGGUGUUGGACCUACUUGACACCGCUUCUAGGCAGAAACAGGUGAUGGUGGUGGCAAAGCUAUACUGGGGGGAUGCAAGGGAGAAAGUUUGUGAAGCUGUUGGGGAUUUGAAGCUUGAUUCUUUGGUUAUGGGUAGCAGAGGCUUAGGUGCCAUUCAGAGGGUAUUGCUGGGGAGUGUGACCAAUUACGUUACCACAAAUGCGACUUGUCCUGUAACAAUUGUGAAAGACUCUGCCCCUUCUACCCACUGAUAUGCUACUGAAUUUGGUCGGUCUUUGCAAAUGGUUGUUCCGUCUUCACCAGAGACCAGACUCUGUUUCCCUCCGUUCUUACUUCUUACAUAUGCCUAGUUAUGAACCUACUUGAUCAUUAAGGAUUGGAUAUGCACAAUGUAUUAUGUUAAGAGUCUCUUUUAAGUGCUUAGGCUGUAGCCAAAAGUGUGCUUAUAAAUAAGCUAUGUGAUGGGUCUGUUUCAAAUUUACUAUGGCACAGUAUCCAGUGGCUUGAAAUGUUUGUGUCACAUAAUUGUUAACCUGUUGCUUUCGGGAGAUUGUGUGUCUUGUUUAUGUUCAUCUUUAAUUGGGUGGCUUUCUUUAACUGCAUCUUU
This is a messenger RNA of Gastrolobium bilobum, 984 nucleotides long. Its product is annotated as universal stress protein PHOS34-like. The coding region runs from base 134 to 628 and encodes 164 amino acids. The transcript is spliced from 4 exons. NCBI's taxonomy places the organism in Eukaryota, Viridiplantae, Streptophyta, Magnoliopsida, Fabales, Fabaceae. The record is from RefSeq and is a predicted model, not a curated record.